CCCUGACACCAGAGGCUGAAUCCACUGAACGGAAGCGACGACAGCGUCAUAUUUCAAUGAGAAAAUAGUGAAAUUCGAGACCGAGACGUAGAAAUUGUCUCUGCCACCAGCCAAGAUGAUCCACAGCCUGUUUCUGGUGAACGCCUCAGGCGACAUUUUUCUGGAGAAGCACUGGAAGAGCGUGGUCAGCCGCUCCGUGUGUGACUAUUUCUUUGAAGCCCAGGAGCGCGCCACUGAGCCAGAGAAUGUCCCGCCCGUAAUCCCCACGCCGCACCACUACCUUAUCAAUGUUCUGAGACAUCGCAUCUACUUUGUGGCUGUUAUCCAGAGUGAAGUGCCGCCACUUUUUGUCAUUGAGUUUCUGCACAGAGUCGUCGACACAUUCCAGGACUAUUUCGGCGUGUGCACAGAGGCUGCCAUUAAAGACAAUGUGGUUGUGGUCUAUGAACUACUGGAGGAGAUGCUGGACAACGGCUUCCCCCUGGCCACCGAGUCCAACAUCCUCAAAGAGCUAAUCAAGCCCCCUACCAUCCUCCGCACAAUGGUCAACACCAUCACAGGCAGCACCAAUGUGGGUGAACAGCUCCCUACCGGUCAGCUGUCAGUGGUGCCAUGGCGACGCACUGGAGUCAAGUACACCAACAAUGAAGCUUACUUUGACGUGGUGGAGGAGAUUGACGCCAUCAUUGAUAAGUCAGGUUCUACCAUAACAGCAGAAAUCCAGGGAGUAAUUGACGCCUGUGUCAAACUGACUGGCAUGCCUGACCUCACAUUGUCAUUUAUGAAUCCUCGGCUGCUGGAUGACGUCAGCUUCCACCCGUGUGUCCGAUUCAAGCGCUGGGAAGCUGAGCGGAUCCUCUCCUUUAUCCCUCCCGAUGGAAACUUCCGGCUACUGUCCUAUCAUGUCAGCUCUCAGAACCUGGUGGCCAUUCCAGUGUACGUCAAGCACAACAUUACCUUCAGAGAAGGAAGCUCCCAGGGCCGUUUUGACUUGACCCUGGGCCCCAAGCAGACCAUGGGCAAGGCUGUGGAGUCGGUGCUGGUCAGCAGUCAGCUCCCCCGGGGUGUUCUCAAUGCCAACCUUAACGCCUCCCAAGGAACGUAUACCUUUGACCCAGUCACAAAGUUAUUGACAUGGGAUGUAGGCAAGAUCAACCCCCAGAAGCUUCCCAGCCUGAAAGGCAGCAUGAAUCUUCAGGCGGGAGCCUCCAAACCUGAUGAGAACCCCACCAUUAACAUCCAAUUCAAGAUCCAACAGAUGGCCAUCUCAGGGCUGAAGGUAAAUCGCCUGGACAUGUACGGUGAGAAAUACAAACCUUUCAAAGGCAUCAAGUACAUGACCAAGGCUGGGAAGUUCCAGGUCCGAACAUGAAAAGACAGCAGUUCUGCUCAAAACGGACCAAACAUUCAUGAGGCUGAGGACGGAUGUGAUGCGUUGGAUUCAUACAUACUCUGUUUACACACAUUUCAAAGUGUAUUUCCGCACUUGUAGCAGUAACAAAAUGACCAACCUACUGCUAAUGUAUUCAUACUAACAGAAUAUUUAUUGACCCAUUUAGGAGAAAUGAUGGCUGGUGCUUUUUAAAUAUAGAAAAAAAAAACACUUUCCUUGAUUGAAAUGAUUAUGAUCAACUUUUUGCAUACAAACGUGGUGUUAUUAGUAUAGCUGGCCAUAUUUUUUGUUUUUCUCUGUUUAUUUUUCUUCCUCCACUGCCUAGUUUAUGUCUUUUGUUUUUUUUAAACCUUUUUUUUACACACUGACCUACAAGAAUGACGCCGUCCUCAGUCUUGCACUUUUACCUCUGGUAGAAGUAAUGUUUCAAUGCAAAUCACGUUGGUGUGGUGUUACGGAUGCUGUGUGGACCAGCUUUAUUCACUGUAUGAUUAUUUAUGAUUUAGAAUCCAUGCAGAAUCCCUGCAUCUCUUUAGUUAGUUUGUCAUCCUUGACAGCUUUUAUCUGUAAAUUGACCAAAAAACAGGAAUAUAACCCACCAUCGUACUCUUAUUACAGUUCUGAAAGAAGCUCAUGUUAGUUAUGUUGGCAAUGUGGACAAUAACAAGUACUGUACUUUCAACUGUGGUGUGAUGGACCGCUACCUAAGAAGAAAAAUAAUACCUUUUGAGUGUGUGUGUGUGUGUGUGUGUGUGUGUGUGUGUGUGCGUGAGCCUGUGUGUCUCAGCACCUUUCAGCCAAGUGUUCUAAAUGUCUGCAAAUAAAGAUUUGAUGUGUUGAGAAUCAA
This is a messenger RNA of Dunckerocampus dactyliophorus (ringed pipefish), 2240 nucleotides long. RefSeq names its product adaptor related protein complex 3 subunit mu 2 (gene ap3m2). Bases 116 to 1372 code for a protein of 418 amino acids. Gene Ontology annotation, cellular component: clathrin adaptor complex; cytoplasmic vesicle. The transcript is spliced from 9 exons. The record is from RefSeq and is a predicted model, not a curated record. Gene Ontology annotation, biological process: endocytosis; intracellular protein transport. NCBI's taxonomy places the organism in Eukaryota, Metazoa, Chordata, Actinopteri, Syngnathiformes, Syngnathidae.